AUGGCAAGAAACAGUGACACAACAACAUGCGGCAACAAAACAACAGCAAGCAGCAACAAAGCAAAAAGCAGCAACACCACAAAAACUGGCAACACAGCAACUACCAGCAACACAGCAACAAGCUGUAGCAACACAGCAACAAGCAGCAACACAACAACUGGAAACACAAUAACUACCAGCAACACAAUAACAAUCAGCAAUACAACAACAACAAGAGGCAGCACAACAACAAGCAACAAAAUAGCAACAUGUGGUAACACAACAACAACCGGUAACAUAACAAUCAGCAACACAUCAGCAACCACAACACAACAACAGCAGCAACACAACAGCGAAAGCAACACAACAACAAGCAGCACCACAACAACAACCAGCAACACAACAGAAACCGGAAACACAACAACAAAUAGCAACAUAGAAACAACAAGCAGCAACACAGCAACAACAAGCAGCAACACAGCAACAAGCGGAAACAUGGCAACAAACAGUAACACAACAAAACGUGGCAACACAAGAAAAGCAAGCAGCAACAAAGCAACAAGCAGCAACACAAUAAAAACCCGCAACACAACAACUACCAGCAACACAACAACAAGCAGUAGUAACACAGCAACAAGCAGCAACACAACAACAACUGGAAACACAAUAACUACCAGCAACACAACAAUCAGCAACACAACAACAACAAGCAGCAGCAGAACGAACAAGCAGCAACACAGCAACACAACAACAACCGGCAACACAACAAGCAGCACCACAACAGCAACCGGAAACACAACAACAAACAGCAACAUAGAAACAACAAGCAACAACACAGCAACAACAAGCAGCAACACAGCAACAAGCAGCAAGACAACAACAAGCAGAAACACAGCAACAACAAGCAGCAACACAACAACAAGCAGAAACAUGGCAACAAACAGUAACACAACAACAUGCGGCAACACAUCAAUAGCAAGCAGCAACAAAGCAACAAGCAGCAAGACAACAACAAGCAGAAACACAGCAACAACAAGCAGCAACACAACAACAAGCAGAAACAUGGCAACAAACAGUAACACAACAUGCGGCAACACAUCAAUAGCAAGCAGCAACAAAGCAACAAGCAGCAAGACAACAACAAGCAGAAACACAGCAACAACAAGCAGCAACACAACAACAAGCAGAAACAUGGCAACAAACAGUAACACAACAACAUGCGGCAACACAUCAAUAGCAAGCAGCAACAAAGCAACAAGCAGCAACACAACAUAA
Molecule: messenger RNA, 1254 nt
Organism: Carcharodon carcharias (great white shark)
Lineage: Eukaryota; Metazoa; Chordata; Chondrichthyes; Lamniformes; Lamnidae
Product: mucin-21-like
Exons: 1
Coding region: 1-1254 (417 amino acids)
Source: RefSeq, a predicted model, not a curated record